CAACAAUCACAAUAUCUUCCUUUUGCACACUAGCUUUGGCUUUGAAAAAGAAACCACCCUUUCAUGGCAACCAAACACACCAAAAAUGAAAAAGAAAGCAAAAAACCUUAGUUGUAUGGAAACAACCUAGAUUUGGGUUCUUGCGAUCAAUGUUGAGGGUUUAAAUCUUUGUAAUCUUUGGCCUUCGUUGUUGUUUGCCUCAAUUGACUAUGUCCAUCAUCGAUCCAUGGCUCUCAUGACGAAUGGUUUUCUUAGAGAACCCAAAAUUGGGUUCUUUCUUAGCGAGAGAACCUAGAUCCGUGUUCUCAACAGAGAACCCACACAGAUCUGGAAAGGGAAGGAGGAGGAAGAAGAAGAAAAAGAUAGAAGAAGGAGGGAAGAGAAGGAAGAAGACUGUGAAAAAAGAAGAGGCAAAGGGAUGAGAGAGAAGAAGGAAGGAAGAAGAUGAAUAAUAUAAUUUAUAAAUAUGG
Molecule: messenger RNA, 470 nt
Organism: Rubroshorea leprosula
Lineage: Eukaryota; Viridiplantae; Streptophyta; Magnoliopsida; Malvales; Dipterocarpaceae
Source: the annotation of a GenBank genome assembly